Molecule: messenger RNA, 4371 nt
Organism: Haemorhous mexicanus (house finch)
Lineage: Eukaryota; Metazoa; Chordata; Aves; Passeriformes; Fringillidae
Gene: MKRN2
Product: makorin ring finger protein 2
Exons: 8
Coding region: 76-1314 (412 amino acids)
Biological process (GO): protein polyubiquitination
Molecular function (GO): metal ion binding; ubiquitin protein ligase activity
Source: RefSeq, a predicted model, not a curated record
GCCACGCCCCCCCUCGCCGCGGAACCUCUGUGCGCGGCGUGCGGGGCCGGGCGGGCCGGGCAGUGCGGCGGCACGAUGAGCACGAAGCAGGUGACGUGCAGGUACUUCUUGCAGGGCGUGUGUCGGGAGGGCAGCAAGUGCCUGUUCUCCCAUGACCUGGCCACCAGCAAAUCCUCCACCAUCUGCAAGUACUACCAGAAGGGGCAGUGUGCCUACGGCUCCCGCUGCAGGUAUGACCACGUGAGGCUCCCUCCGGGCGGAGCCGCGGCCCCGCCGCCCCCCGCGGCCCCGGGCAGCCCCCGGGCGCCCCCCGAGCACGGCCCCGCCGCCCCGCGCAGCAGGAGGGAGAAGAGGACGCUGGUGCUGCGGGACAGGAACCUGUGCGGCUCCAGCGAGGAGAAGGCGCGGCCCAGCGCGGCCGGGGCCGUGCCGUGCUGCAGCGAGCCGGGCGACUGCGAGGAGGCCAAGCCGCACUCGUACCUGGAGGCCAUCUGCAGCGGGCUGGAGGAGGCGGGGCCCGGCGGCUGCCCGGCCGCCGCGGAGCAGCUCUGUCCUUACGCUGCUGCCGGCGCCUGCCACUUCGGGGAGCGCUGCCUCUACCUGCACGGGCAGCUCUGCGAGAUCUGCGGCCUCCAGGUGCUGCACCCCUUCGACCAGGAGCAGAGGAAGGCCCACGAGAUGAUGUGCAUGGCAACCUUCGAGCACGACAUGGAGAGGGCCUUUGCCAUCCAGGCCAGCCAGGACAAGGUGUGCAGCAUUUGCAUGGAGGUGGUGUAUGAGAAGCCCUCGGCCUCGGAGAGGAGGUUUGGGAUCCUGUCCAACUGCACCCACACCUACUGCCUGUCCUGCAUCCGCCAGUGGAGGUGUGCCAAGCAGUUUGAGAACCCCAUCAUCAAGUCCUGCCCCGAGUGCCGCGUGAUCUCCGAGUUUGUCAUCCCCAGCGUGUACUGGGUGGAAGAGCAGGAGAAGAAAAAUGAGCUGAUUGAAGCCUUUAAGCAGGGAGUGGGGAAAAAGCCCUGCAAGUACUUUGAGCAAGGCAAGGGGACGUGUCCCUUUGGGGGGAAGUGUCUGUACCUGCAUGCCUACCCCGACGGGACCCGCGCCGAGCCGGAGAAGCCCAGGAAGCAGCUGAGCUCCGAGGGCACCGUGAGGUUCUUCAAUUCCGUGCGCCUGUGGGACUUCAUCGAGGACAGGGAGAGCAGGAGCGCGCCCGGCGCCGACGCCGAGGUCACGGAGCUGGGGGAGCUCUUCAUGCACCUGGCUGGGGCUGAGGAGGAGCCCAGCGCUGCCAGGGAGCACCCACAGCCCCUCUGAGCCCCCAGUGCAGCUGGGUGCCAGCCAUGCUUUUAUCUCUCCAGGACAGGUAGAACAAAAUGUGCCCUGGUGGUUACUUGUGCAGUCCUGGUAAAGUUUUCAGAUAGUUUUUAUAUGGCAACAACAAAAAAAGACUAAAAUAUAUUUAAAAGAAAAAAAAAAAAUUGGCUGCAUGGAAAAAAAUCCCUUAAUCCCCAGGAGGGUUUUCUCCCUCUGUGGCCUAACAUAUGCUGUCUUGUGAGCUGAGUGGUAGUGUAAAUACAGGUCCAGUGAAAGCUUAAGCUGGUAAAAACUGUUGCUAAUUAGAAUUUGGGUGCUCUUGGGUUUUUUUCUCCACUAAAUCAGCUAAAUGUAUAACUACAGAACCCACUGGGAAUAAUGGUCAGUGUAGGGUUUUCUCCUUGAGAAGGAGCUGGUAAUUGUACCUCAGAUAGCACCUGAAGUUCAGAGUGGAGGCUGGUGGAUUCUCUGGGCAGGCCUGGCGCUCCAGGUGCUGCCAGUGGAGCUCCCAGCCCUGUUUUACACUAAUCCCAGUGCUCAGAGGCAGCAGAUGCAGCUGCACUGAUCCCUGCACUCACUGGGGCUGGGGAGCUGCAGCAGAUGGGUGAGGUGUUCUCUCAGAGCCAGGAGUGGCUCUGAGCAGCUCAGUGCCUCCAGUGCUCUUUGCCCCAGCCAGGCCCAGGAGGGCUGAGGGAUUCAUGCACAUCUCUGCUGAGUUAACAGAACUGGUACUGAAUUCUGGCUCUGUUAAAAAUGUGAUUUCUGUUGGUGUGGCAAAGGCAGUUGGGUUGUGAAAUCUGGUACCAGAAGUUAAUGCUGCCAAGUCAACUGUUUGAACUUGGAAUUUAAACCAAGAAUUCAGUGAGCACUGCAGUGGCUGCUGACUACAACAGCAUGGACACACCUGAGCAGGAGCUGUCACUGACUCAGCCCCUGGUAAAUCACUGAGCAGUGUUUGUAAACACAGACAGAUGUGGGGUUUGGUUUAGAACAGCCUGGUUGCAGUGGAAGGCAGGUGUGUAACUGCUUUGGUUAUUAUCUAAAAAAGCAUAAAAAUAAUCCUUAAAAAUGUGGAAGAAAGCAAGGCCAGGAGCAGAAAGGUUUGUAAUCAGCACCAGUGGAUCAGUGAUGGGCACAGCCUUGAUGCACCUGGGGUGGGAAAUGAUGAAGCAAAAUGUGUUCCGAGAGCCCUGGGCACACAGGGCCAGCCCGGGGUGGUGGCAGCAGGCUCUGGGGCCCUGCUGGGAGGGAGCAGCAGGAACCUUAACCUGGGAUUCCAACAGCUGGCACCAGAGCAGUGACUCCAGGAUGAUCCCUUCAGCUGCUGCUGGCAUUUCUGGCUCAGGAGCUCCUCCCCUCUGCCAGCUGUGCCCUCUGUUCUCCCCUGCAAAUUAAACUUGCCCAUCAUUUCCCCCCACAGGUCAUUUUGAGCAGUGCUCAGUGCACAGCCAGGUGUGGCCUUGCAGUGGCUGUACCAACAUCAGUUCCCAGCCUCGUGGUCAAAGUGGCCCAGCAAAGCUCUGAAGUCCAAUCAGUGCAAUUGGUCAGCACUAAUUACAAAGCAGAAGGUGAAUUAUCCCUGAGAGGGAUGUCACGCUCCAGGAUCAAUGUGUCAGGGACACCCCAACACCCUCUGUACCCCAGAAUGCUUCCCCAGCCCUCACCCUCCCACUGGAGCUCACUUCCAUCUGCUCCUGCACAUAAUUAUUUUUCCUCCAGAAGGAAAUAUUGUCAGGAAAACACUAAAAAAAAAAAAAAAAUUCAGUGGAGAGGAUGUUCUUUACCCUAAACAGGACAUUCCUGAUUUACUCUGCCCCAAGAAGCCAUGAGGGAUAGUCUGAAAUUAAAACAUAACUUGUUUUUCAAAGCUACCAGAGACUUACAAUGUCUGGGUUUCCAAGUUCUUCACUCAGCACCUUUCAUUGAACUGGACAUCAAGUGCUGCUUAAAAUGAACCUACUUAUCAGAAAUACUUCAUUUUUUCCAGAGACACAUGAUCUGGUUUAAAAAUCAUAGGUUAAUGGUUUCUUUUGGGAAAUCAGAGUUCAAGUAAAAGCAGCUUACCUCUUCUGGGCUUUUUUUCCUUCCAUGUUUUAAGCUUACAAUGAAGUGACAAUUGGAGAUAAAAAAUGUUUAGAGAGAGCUGCAGUCCAAAUACAAUAAUAUUGUUCAAAACCAUGCAGAACCCCAUGGAGACUUCAAGUCUCAAUUUCCUGUUUAGGAAGCAAAGCUCACAGGUAUUCUCAGCUAUCACCAGGGGUUUGUGUUCUGCCCUUGUCCUGUUGCAGAAUAUUCUGGGGACAGACUGGAGCUGAUUUCUGGGUCUGGCUCUCCUCCCUUUCACAGGAGCUCUGUGGGCUCUGCUGCAGCAGAGGAGAGGCUGCAGUGGCUGUUUGGGCAUUCCAGGGAGAGCUGGAAAGGCAGCAGCUGUGCCCAGAGCUUUGGGCUGGAGGUGCAGAGGGCACAGCCAGCCCUGACCCCCCCAGUACCCUCUGCACCCACAUAAAGGCAAAAUCCCAAACUGGGCUUCCAUUUGUGCCCUAAUAACCACAUUUCACCAACUGCUAUUGGAAAAAACCCAUUUUUGAAUUCACCCACCUGCUCUGUCCUCCAUGGAGUUCAGCCAGCACAAAAACCUCACUUGCACCUCAGCAAACAAGAGAAAACUGAGCCAAAGCGGCGCAGGGCAAGAGCCUGAGAGCACAUCAGGGGUGUCCAAAGCAGCUGCUGCUCAAAGAUCACUACAGCACAAAAAACUGUCUUGUCAUGUGACUGGAAAUGUAGAGGUUGUUUUAUCAAGUGUGUUUUUACUUGCACUGCUGUUAUUUAUCAGUUACUUUUUAAAAACUAUUCAGAAUGUCAUUUCUUGAGUUUUCCAAAUGCAGAUGUCCCACUCAGAACUGUGGCUGACUACAUUAAAAUGAUGACAUUGAAUCUUAAACCUAAAAUUUAAUUUAUUUUAUUAAAAUAAGAUAAUCAGAGGAACCUUGGCUUACAAUAAAUGCAUUUUCUCAGGAGCAAUAAAAACAAAAUUAAAACCCAAAUCAACAAGAAAAA